GGCCGACCUUGCUUAAAAUGUCGCCAAAAAUGUCCUGGAUUUUGUCACCACUCUUGGAGAAAAAUUUGCCGUCACUGUAAAUGUUCAAAGAGUGAACACGAUAUAUUAGCCGAUGAUCAUGAAAGAUUUGUUGAAAAAAUGAUAUUUGAAUAUUAUAAAGUAAAUGGACUAUCAGACUUUAAUAUAAAUCCUGCGAUUGAGGAAUAUGCAUGGACGCCGCCCGCAUUAUCAAUUCGACAGAUUGAAGCCUACUUUGACUGCUUACCAAAAGAAAACGUUCCAAUCAUUGACAGUGUCGGUGAUAGAUACCGAAUUCAACAGCUACUUUAUCAGCAUCCAGCUCAUGACUAUGACCCGAAAUUUUGUUACCGGCUAUCAGAAGAGGAGAAGAAAAAGCAUAGGCAGUUUUCUGCUACACGCAAAAAAGAUGCGUUUGGCCAAGCAACCGUGAGAACAAUAGGAUCUAGAAUGAAUGGCCAUGAAUGCGCUGAAGUGAGUUAUGCUACACCUUUGUGUGGAGAACAAUUAAAUCAUGGGGAGUUAGGAUUAUUCGCAUCGCAUGCAGUUCCUGAAAACUUGGUUUGGCACCCAGAAUGUUUUAUUUGCUGCGUUUGUGAAAAUGGAUUAGUAGACUUGAUCUAUUAUUACAAGGAUGGUGAAGUUUAUUGUGGGCGGCAUCAUGCCGAUUCCGUAAAACCUAGAUGCAAUGCCUGUGACGAAAUAAUCUUCACUGAGGAAUGUAUUCAAGCACAUGGGCGAACUUGGCACACUGAUCACUUUGUUUGUUACGAAUGCGAAUGUAGACUUGGUAGCAGAAAUCAAUAUAUUAUGAGGGAUGGACAACCGUAUUGUUGCAGGUGCUUCGAGAGUUUGUAUGCAGUAUAUUGUGAAUCAUGCGGAGAGAUGAUAGAAUUAAAUGACGGUCACAUGGCUCAUAACGACAUGCAUUGGCACGCAAGUGAUGAUUGUUUCAGCUGUAGCGAAUGUAAUCAGUCUUUGCUCGGAAAAACUUUUUUGCCAAAGCAUGGGAAAUUAUACUGUUCGGUUGCCUGU
This is a messenger RNA of Trichoplax adhaerens, 1053 nucleotides long. RefSeq lists its product as uncharacterized. Gene Ontology annotation, molecular function: zinc ion binding. The transcript has 7 exons. The annotation marks the transcript as partial. Lineage: Eukaryota; Metazoa; Placozoa; Uniplacotomia; Trichoplacea; Trichoplacidae. The record is from RefSeq and is a predicted model, not a curated record.